GAUUUUUAAAAAUGGCAAUGCAUGAUUAUGGCUCUUUCAUUCCGAAGUGAAGAAUGGUUGACUUUGAUCGUUAUAAGAGAAUUGAUAGGGGUAAGAAGAGGCUACUGUUUAAUACCGAUUACGAGGCUGAAACUCCUGAAAAUCAUAGGUAUGGCUACUAUUUCGUAGAAAGUCCUCUUACAAAAGAAGAAGGGAAAGUAACAGAGAAGAGGAGACAAUCUGUUCCUCCUCGUCAAAAUGUCGAGAGCAACAGGAGAAAUCUGCAAAUAGAUGUUGAAGAAAAAAGCAUUAGUGGGAACAAUUACACUUUUGAGCAAACUGAGAAUCUGAAACCCAAGAAGAAAUAAGUUGAAAAGGAUAGUCUUAAGGCGAAUCUCUCCUGAAAUAUAUAAAGGUCAGAUGGACCAUUAUUCGACACUUGAUAAUCGAGACUGCAGCCAGAAGAUCAUGAACAGUAGAAGUUUGAGCAGAAAGGACUCAACCUCUAGUCAUGAGAGGAACAAGUCCCUUGAUUCCUCAUCUCUUAGGAGAGCUGGGGCCGAGAGCUUACUUUCAUCCCCUGAAAAGGAAAGAGAGAAAUUACAAAAGUUAAUGAUGUUGAGGAAGGGCUCCUAUAAAGAAACCCCACUUGGUCAGAAGAUAGAAGUUGUGAAUAACUCCUUAAGAAUCCCUAAUUAUGAGCCUUUAGGCAAGAAUGAUAGCGGUGGGAGGUAUUAUAAGCUUCCUCAGAGAAGACAUUUUGAAAACCCUUAUUCUUAAUACACCUUGAUUUCAACUUUUCA
This is a messenger RNA of Moneuplotes crassus, 782 nucleotides long. NCBI's taxonomy places the organism in Eukaryota, Ciliophora, Spirotrichea, Euplotida, Euplotidae. The record is from the annotation of a GenBank genome assembly.